This is a messenger RNA of Nelumbo nucifera (sacred lotus), 1414 nucleotides long. RefSeq lists its product as uncharacterized. Lineage: Eukaryota; Viridiplantae; Streptophyta; Magnoliopsida; Proteales; Nelumbonaceae. Gene Ontology annotation, molecular function: nucleic acid binding; zinc ion binding. The record is from RefSeq and is a predicted model, not a curated record.
CAAUACUUCGAUCUUGUUAGGGCCUACCUCAGUAUCUAGUUAUCUACUCGCCUUAUAUUAUUCGUCAACGCUGUAGAAAACCCUAAUUUGAUCGAAACCUUUUCUAUAUACAAGAAGCCGCAUUCUCGUUUAAUGAAUUUUCCCUGAUAGCUAAGAGUUUGCCUCCAAUUAGCGUUUCCGAACUGAAGGUUGAAAGUUUUUAUGGAGAUCUAGGUUGAAAGUUUAUUUACCGUAUAGGGCUUAGUGUCCUAGAUUUUGCGGUUUGUAAGGAUUGAAACGGUUUUUGAAGGAUUCGGGGUUGAAGAUUUUUGUUCCACUGGAGGUGGAAAUCUGCUUAUUCUGACUUGUAAGGUAGAAGAUGUCAAGCAAGAAAGAAGAGAAAGCUCAGGCGGCGGCCGAGAGGAUCAAGGCUGCAGCUUUGUCGGCUGCAAAGGGUCUUAGCCGUGCUCAGGCUGAACGAGCGGCUGCUGCUGCAGCCCGAAAUGUAAAUGCUUAUGGACAGAAGGAGGAAGGACCCAGCCGGUGGCAGGAAAGGAAGGAAGCCAAGCGCCAGAUGUAUUUGAUGAGUACUGAGAAGGCAGUGAAAUUGGGUGAAAGGAAAGACCUUAAAGCUUCUAUGUCGACCAUGGGUGGCACUUCAUCCCAAUGUCAGAAAUGUUUCCAAGCUGGUCACUGGACAUAUGAGUGCAAGAAUGAACGUGUCUACAUCUCAAGACCCUCUCGAACACAGCAGCUCAAAAACCCUAAAUUGAAGAUGAAGCUUUCUGUCUCCUAUGAGCUGGAUGACCCAGAUGUGCAGAAGGUGGAAAAGGGUGAAAAGAGUAGCAAGAAAAGUAAGAGGAAACAUCGGUCUGUGUCUGACUCAGAAAGUGAGGAUAGUGAAGCUUCUGUUUUUGAGACAGACAGUGGGUCAUCCUCAGUGACAGAAUCGGAUGAUUCUUCAGGGGAGAGUAGCUCAAGUUACAGCUCAUCAUCAGAUUCAGAGGAUGAGCGAAGGAGAAGGAGAAGGACAAGGAAACAGAGGAAGAGAAGGCAUCGAAGGUAUAGCUCGUCCUCUGAUUCCUCUGACACAGAUUCUGCUUCUGACUCUGAUUCUGAUUAUAAAAACAGUCGAAGGAAGAACAGAAGGCACAGCAAAAGGCGCUAAGAAAAACUGAGAAACAGGAAAGACGGUACAUGCUGAUUUCUAGUAAAAAGUAUCAUCUGCUAGUGCACUCUUUUGUUUUUGUUUUUGUUUUUUACCUCUAUGUUAUCUGUUGUUGACUUCAUUGCUAUUUCCGUAGUUCAUGUAUGAGAAUGGGAACCUUGAACUGGAUGCCAUUUCACUUGAUGCCUCAUAAAGUAAGCUUAUUUUGGUUGCCAAUGUUUUCCAGAUGUUACAGUUAAAAACUACUUGCAGAGCUCUUUUAGAUUU